GUUGAAAAAUGGCGACCAGACCGUAAAGUUACGUUAAAGUAGAAACGUAAUUUAUACUGUAUUUUCUCACAAUAAUCAACUGAAAGUUGGCGAAAAACAACCACGCUAUGAGUUCUAUUCAUUUCGUAGUUCACCCUCUGCCGGGAACGGAAGAGCAGUUAAACGAGAGAUUGAAGGAGGUUGCUGAGAGGAUCAGUCACCAUGGUUACAACAGCCCCCCUGCAUUGAGCACGCUCUGGAACAGCCGUGUGACACAGGUGGCCGUGGGGCCAAGUCAUGUGGCCUUCUUGCUGGAAGAUGGCCGAGUGUGUCGUUUACCAUUCAGUAUCCUAUCAGAACGGUUGGACCUGAGCAAGUCCGACCAGAAAGCACGCUGGGGAGCCAUGAACAACACGCCCUCCAGCUCGCGGGGGACCACAGGACAGGCGGCAGGGAGCAGUCUGACUCGUGCCCCUCCACGCCCCCACGGCCGUGUGGUGAGAGCAGCAGGGCGCGGCAGAGGAGGGGUCAUAGUGGGGUCAAGGCCACUGGUCCCGGCCAGUGUGGUGCCAGAGGACUUGAUUAACCAGUGCCAGGUUGUGCUGCAAGGAAAGUCUAGAAACUUAAUUAUCAGAGAACUACAGAGAACAAAUCUAGAUGUCAAUUUGGCUGUCAACAAUCUUCUGAGCCGUGAUGAUGAAGGUGACGAGAAUGAUGAAGAUAGCCAGGAUUCCUAUAUGCAAGAUGACCUGAUAUCGCUGCUUGAUGCCGGCAUCCAUGCUGACCACCCUGGUUACAUUAUAGACGCAGACGCCAUGUUUAACGAGGACAUGUUUGGCUACUCUAGCUUGAGGUCACGUCCAAACAGAGGGCGGGGUACCACAACUGACAGAGACAGCACUCUGGAGAGAGAACGCGAGUCCAUGUUUCGACUGCGAGACCGGCGUUGGCUAGACAGCGCACUCCGUGAUGAAAACGCCCUACGAAGUCUGGACCGCGACCGUACGGAAGGCCUUCUGGGGAACGAACCACUGAAUAAAAAGAAGACCAACCCAUCUCAGAACCCCAUGUGUUUUGGAGAGGAGUUACAGUUCUGGAGUGUUAGGGACGGGCCUACCCCCAAGUUUAUCCAGAUAGCCAGCAUGCACAGUGAGCUGGUGGCAUUGAGCUCUACAGGUCAGCUGUUCCAGUGGAGGUGGAUGGACAUGGAGCCUUUCUACUGUGCUGAGAGCCCCUACCUUCACCACCCUAAGACAUCACAGCUAGGCCUGGUGUCAGAGAAAAUCAUAGGACUGGCAACAUGUAGUGUGAGAGCCUCUCUCUUCACAGAGUCUGGGAAGGUGGCCACAUUUGUUGAUGAUUCACUGGGGAUAGUGGCAGCCAAGUUGGAACAUGCUGCCCAGAGCUUUGCCGAAUUCACCUCAGACAAAAUUGUAUCGCUCCACGCCUGCUCCCUGUAUACGUGUGCCAGACUGGAGAGUGGGGCCCUCUAUUGGUGGGGAGUGAUGCCUUUCGGCCAAAGAAAGAAACUGAUCGAGAAAGCAAGAGCCAAGACCAAGAAAUCCAAGCACAGUGCAUCCACAGCCUCUGACAUACAGUGUGGAAGUCAGGUCUGUCUGCGCAGCUGUCCCAUGUACCACACAGGUGCCUUGGCCUUCACCACGGUGGGUGGGGUACCCAAGGUCGGGCAGCUGAUGGAGAGUGCUUGGACUCUCAAUGAUAGCUGCAGAUUUAAGAUCAAAACCAUUGUCAGUGAGCCAAGAGUUGAGCUGAGACAGGAGAGUAAGAGUAUGUCAUGUGAGAGUAAACCUGACAUGCCACCACCCCCAUCUCCAGCCUCCUCGACAUGCAGUGAUCAGAGCGGACCCACCUUACGGAGCCCUGGCACUCUCAAGCGCAAGAAACAGCAGACACCAGUGAAAGAACUGAUAGAGAACAAGAACGACGAGGAGGAGUGGGCAUUGAAGGACGUCAGCUUCGUGGAAGAUGUCAAGACAGUGCCCAUGGGGCGCGUGCUCAAGGUGGACGGCGUGUACGUGGCAGUGAAGUUCAACAACAAGGAAGGAGAGGCCAAGGAAGACUCGGCAGUGCUGCUACAGGACUGUAGACUGAUGAGGAAGGAUGAGUUGAUGGUGAUCAAGGGCAGCAAUGCCCCCAGGAUCCCAGACUGCUUCCAGAAGGUCCCCAAGAAGGUGAUGGUGCCAGACAGUGGACAGAUACUGGCCAUUACAGUGGACUGUCAUGGUAUCCACAUGGUGGCACGUACAGGUAACAAGAUGAAGUACAUGGUCUAUAACCUGAGUACUGGAAAGAUAGACCAGGACCGUCUCUUUCCCACACAUACUACUGCCUUCACUGGGAAGAGUGAGAGGAAUAUAGCUCUGAUUAAUGCAGGAGAGGACACACCGGUGGUGCUUCAGGACGGUAACGGUGCCCUGUACCCCCUGGUAAAGAACUGUGCUGAGGGUAUCCGUGACCCUCUCUGGCUUGACCUACCCCCCAUGUCUGGCCUGGGGAUGGGGGUACAGGGGCUCCAUAAUGUGGGACUGAAUGCCAAGAACAGGGCUGUGGUCAUCGUAGUGGCCUUGGAGAACCAGCUGCUGAUCCCAGCCAUACUGAGGUGUGACAGUGACAGAGUGAAGGCAGUCCUCACUUCAGCUGAGCAAGAAACAAAUGGCAGCACCAAACAAAAGCUGAUCCAGGAUCUUCUUGGAGAGCGUUGUGAUGGCAACAAGAACAUCCUCCACACCACUGUGGCCGCCUGUGCUCCCACCUCAAACAAGGAAGAGAAUGAUCCAAAUUCUGUCACCACAGCAACUCCAUCAGCUCUGAGCUCUGCCAUAGAGGCUAUCAAUGCUGUGAGCAGCGCUGUGGAUGCUCUGACAUCUAUACACAACCGAGGCAGUGGCAGUGAAACUGCUGACAGGCUGGCCGCUAGAAGUGUCAGUCUACGUGAGAUGAUGCGUCGCGCGACGUCUGCCGCCAGAGCCUUCAGUAACAUGGAUCCCAGGGAGCAGAGUGGGGAGAGAGAAGAGCCACCCCCGGGGCUACCUAUCCCUACCCUCAGCUGGCCGCCAGACCCCCAGGAGUUCACCCCUCUAAGAGCAG
Molecule: messenger RNA, 3087 nt
Organism: Lingula anatina
Lineage: Eukaryota; Metazoa; Brachiopoda; Lingulata; Lingulida; Lingulidae
Product: E3 ubiquitin-protein ligase UBR5
Biological process (GO): protein polyubiquitination; positive regulation of canonical Wnt signaling pathway
Cellular component (GO): nucleus; cytoplasm
Molecular function (GO): zinc ion binding; RNA binding; ubiquitin binding
Source: RefSeq, a predicted model, not a curated record